This is a messenger RNA of Ipomoea triloba (trilobed morning glory), 2015 nucleotides long. Its product is annotated as cytochrome P450 78A5-like. Lineage: Eukaryota; Viridiplantae; Streptophyta; Magnoliopsida; Solanales; Convolvulaceae. The record is from RefSeq and is a predicted model, not a curated record. The transcript is spliced from 2 exons. Bases 116 to 1690 code for a protein of 524 amino acids. Gene Ontology annotation, molecular function: iron ion binding; heme binding; oxidoreductase activity, acting on paired donors, with incorporation or reduction of molecular oxygen.
CAAACUCCUACUCCUCACAUAACUUCCAUUUCACCAUAAGAAACGCCGCCUUUUAUCCCUCUCUCAGCUCUCUGAAAAACUUUAAUUUCAUCUUCAAAAACUCCAAAAAAAAAAAAUGUCUCCUCAAGAUUUCUCUCUUCUCUUUCUCCCUAAUUCCGGCCUUUCCGUUCUCAGUUUUCCUGUCCUGGCCUGUUUCUUCUCCCUUCUCGGCGUCGUGGCCUUCUGGCUCCGGCCCGGCGGGCUGGCCUGGGCUCUCUCCAAUGUCCAUCUUCGCAACCGGGCCGCCAUUCCGGGCCCCCACGGGCUGCCCCUCUUGGGCAUGGUCCUGGCAUUCACCGGCCCGCUCACUCACCGGGUCCUCCAGAGGCUCGCCAAGGCCUUAAAGGCCGAAUCUUUAAUGGCGUUCUCGGUGGGUUUUACUCGGUUCAUCAUCUCCAGCAACCCCGACACCGCUAAGGAGAUUCUUGGCAGCCCGGCUUUCGCUGACAGGCCGGUUAAGGAAUCUGCCUAUGAGCUUUUGUUCCACAAAGCCAUGGGGUUUGCCCCUUAUGGAGAUUACUGGAGGAAUCUGAGGAGAAUCUCCUCUACCCAUUUAUUCUGCCCAAAAAGGAUAGCCUCCUUUGGGGCUUACAGAAACGAAAUCGGGCUAAAAAUGGUGGAUGAGAUAAAAAGUUUGAUGGAGAAAGAAGGAGAGGUGAAAAUCAAGAAAAUCCUCCACUUUGCCUCUCUCAACAAUGUGAUGAAAACUGUCUUUGGGAGAUGCUACGAUUUCACCACUCAAAAGGGCUCAGAGCUCGAGGAGCUUGUGAGUGAAGGGUAUGAGCUUCUUGGGACCUUCAACUGGACUGACCAUUUCCCUGUUCUAGGCUGGUUUGAUUUCCAGGGCGUUAGAAGAAGAUGCAGAGACUUGGUGGGCAAAGUUAAUGUCUUUGUCGGAGACAUCAUCGACGACCACCGCGUUAAAAGGUCCCAGAAUCAAAACGUUGCUAAACCCGACGAUUUCUCCGGGGACUUCGUCGAUGUCCUUCUGGAUAUGGAGAAUGAGAACAAGCUCAGUGCCUCUGAAAUGACUGCUGUCCUCUGGGAAAUGUUGUUUAGGGGGACUGAUACGGUGGCGAUUUUGCUGGAAUGGAUUCUUGCGAGGAUGGUUGUUCAUCCGGAGAUUCAGGCUCGGGCACAGGCGGAGAUUGACAACGUUGUUGGUCGGGAGAGGGCGGUGUCGGAUUCCGACCUUCCAAAUCUGCCAUAUCUGAGCGCCAUUGUGAAGGAGACUCUGCGGGUCCACCCGCCGGGCCCGCUGCUGUCAUGGGCGAGGCUGGCCGUGGGCGACACUCACGUCGGCGAGCACUUUAUCCCGGCGGGGACGACGGCGAUGGUCAACAUGUACGCCAUCACCCACGACGAGAGGAUCUGGUCGGAGCCGGAGAAGUUUCGGCCGGAGAGGUUCAUGGAGGAAGAUGUGCCCAUUAUGGGUUCCGACCUGAGGCUCGCCCCGUUCGGGUCCGGCCGCCGCGUCUGCCCCGGCAAGACGAUGGGCUACGCCACCGUGCAGCUCUGGCUGGCUCAGCUCCUCCACAACUUCUCCUGGGAGGCCUCUGGGGAGAAAGGGUUGGACUUGUCUGAGGUUCUGAAGCUUUCCAUGGAGAUGAAGCAGCCUCUGGCCUGCAAGGCGGUGGCUAGGGUUUUCUGAUGAAGAUGGGAUUUUCUGAUGAUGAAGAUGUGUGCGGUUGAUCUCAAUUUUGAAAGACGACUAACAAUGGAGAUCAUCAAUGGCUGGCUAUAUUAAUAUAAUAUAAGUAUUGUAUUUGGUUCUAGUUUGAUUUGUUUCCUUGUUUAGGGUUAGAGCCCUUAUGUUUUUCAUUUCUAGUAAUCUGUUGUGCAAGUAAUGUGUGGGGGUUUUCUAGUUUGGUAUGGUAGAAUGAAGAAGAAGCUUCAUGCAUUGUAAACAGCUUGCAUGUAUUUUCCAAUUAUUAUCCAAGCUUGUUAUCAGUGUAUUGACAUGAUGCUUUAAUUUC